Diatraea saccharalis (sugarcane borer) is the source of this 801-nucleotide messenger RNA. NCBI's taxonomy places the organism in Eukaryota, Metazoa, Arthropoda, Insecta, Lepidoptera, Crambidae. The record is from the annotation of a GenBank genome assembly.
AUGGAACUAUUUUUACCAAUAAAGGUGACAAAAGGAGACAAGUUGCCGCAGAAAGUAUGUGACCGAUGCAGCUUCAUACUUAACGAUAUCUAUCAAUUUUGUAACAUAGCAAUUGAAACACAAGUCAGAUUACGCAGUAUGCUACUACAUGUUGGUAUAAAUUUAAGUGACUCAAUUGAUCUCAGUAUACCUAAACGCGAAGAACAACUUCCGAAAAUAUCAUCCUUAACUAGAACUGAACAGGGCACGCAGACGGAUGAUAUCAGUUGUAAAGAAAUUGGCUCAGAACAAGUAAAAGAGGAACCAAAAUCACCUCUACCAACUUCACCUUUUCCAAUAAAAAGAGAAUCCUCAGUUGAAUCUGACCAUUAUGAUCCCAGUAGUGUUUUCUCAGACAGUAGUGAAGAUAUGUCUCUUAUUGCAUUAAAAAGAAAGAAGAGAGGCCGGAAACAAAAAAUAAACUUAGAGCAUAAAGUUGAUGAAAAGGAUUGUCAAGAAGGAGAUAGAGGUAAAUCAAAUAAUAGUACUCCAAUGACAAGACGACGGAAAAAAGUAAACAAUCACAAUGUAACAGUACAUGAAAAGUUACCCAAUGACAUAGCAGUUGAUUUGAUUAGAAAGUCAAAAGAUUCUUUGAAGAAUAAGAUAAAGAGCGAAUCGGUUCUGAAUAAAUGUGAUAAUGAUACAUCACAGUCGUCUGUGGUAGUAAAAAAAGAGCCAACAGUCGAGGACACUUAUCAAUGCUGCAUUUGUUUUGCAAAGUGUUAUUCACGUAGUGAUAUAUUACAGCAUUACAGGUGA